This is a messenger RNA of Adineta ricciae, 699 nucleotides long. The record is from the annotation of a GenBank genome assembly. NCBI's taxonomy places the organism in Eukaryota, Metazoa, Rotifera, Eurotatoria, Adinetida, Adinetidae.
AUGUCGUUUCUCCUUAAUCUAUUCAAUCACGGAGAGAGUAGCAAAGCUUAUGAUCAAAUAUAUGGUGAUAAUUAUCAAAACUACGGAUAUGAUCAACCGCAACCCCAUCACAAAGCAUCAUGGACACAUGAACUUAUAGGCGGCGCAGCCGGUUUUGCAGCUAUGAAAGCGUACGAAGAUCAUUGUCGCCGCGAAGGUCAACAUGUAUCUCACGCCUUCAUGAAAGAGAUGCUGGCAGGUUUUGCAGCUGCCGAAGUUGACAAACUAUUUGAAACGAAAGGUUUAGACUUUCUCGAUCGAGAAAAAGCUAAACGGCAUGCAAUUGAGCAAGCACAUCAUCUUGCCAAUGAACGAUACGGACAAGGUGGAACUUUUAAUUAUCAAAAUGACCCGUAUGGACCCGGCCCAAAUCAGUAUGGUCCAGGUCCAAAUCAAUAUGGACCCGGGCCUAAUCAAUAUGGUCCAGGUCCAAAUCAAUACGGGCCCGGGCCUAAUCAAUACGGACCCGGACCUAAUCAGUAUGGUCCAGGUCCAAAUCAAUACGGUCCCGGACCUAAUCAGUAUGGUCCAGGUCCAAAUCAAUACGGUCCCGGACCUAAUCAGUAUGGUCCAGGUCCGAAUCAGUACGGAAUGGGACCUAAUCAGUAUGGACCCGGACCCAAUUUUUAUCAGCAACAGGGAGGACCGAACUACCAAUAA